AUGCUAGUGUCGAGUGUUGGGGAGGACAGAGCCAUCCUGCUGGGCUUCACUAUGAUGGCCUUCUCUGUGCUCAUGUUCUUUGUCGUUGGCAUCACUGUGGUCAAACCUUAUGUUAACAGUAACUGGGAGGAGGCCAGCUGUGUUCUGAUGAAGACAGAAAUUCUGGAGGAGUGGGUGGACUGCAGAGGUGUGAGCACCGUGCCUUGCCUCAGGGUAAAGGUUAACCUCACGGGCCCCAAUCAGACGGCUUUUAUCCACUUUGACGAGGAAUUGGUCCUCUUCGGUCUUGAGUGUUUCUACAUACCCAAAUGUCGAAUGGACAGAACAGAACUUCAAAAGGAAGUUGAGAAAGUGAAAAACAACUUGGACGCUCACAUGGACAGCACCUCACCAUGCUUCACUGACCGCGCGAGGCACCCCGGAAAUGCCAUUUUGCACAGGAAGUACACCUAUAAAGAUAGUGUGUUGGCUUUGCUGUGGCCUUGUCUGAUGCUGGGUGGCGGUGGUCUGUUGGUGGGCCUUGUGAAGCUGACACAGUACUUAGCCCACCUCUCAUCUGAGAAAUAA
Larimichthys crocea (large yellow croaker) is the source of this 567-nucleotide messenger RNA. RefSeq names its product potassium calcium-activated channel subfamily M regulatory beta subunit 3 (gene kcnmb3). The transcript has 4 exons. The record is from RefSeq and is a predicted model, not a curated record. The coding region runs from base 1 to 567 and encodes 188 amino acids. Lineage: Eukaryota; Metazoa; Chordata; Actinopteri; Sciaenidae. Gene Ontology annotation, cellular component: voltage-gated potassium channel complex; membrane. Gene Ontology annotation, molecular function: calcium-activated potassium channel activity; potassium channel regulator activity. Gene Ontology annotation, biological process: potassium ion transport; detection of calcium ion.